GCGACUGAAUUGCUUUCCAGUACCAGGGUAUUUAGUCAAGCAGAUUGUGUUUCUUUAAACCCCGUGAUGAUCUCUCUUGACGGCGUUUGGUGAAGUGGCUCGAGGGACCGCAGCAUCACACAAACAGAGACAUGAGCAUGCAUACAAACCACGUCUUAACAAGAUGGGAUACAGCCCUGCCGGGAUCAUGAAUUACUGCGCUGUUGAAUGAAGAAUCGGCGGUGCUGGAAUAAGUGAUACCUCUUUCUUCUUUCCACAAACCAUGGGGAGUGCAGAGGAAAUGCACGGAUGGUCAGUAAAAAUGAGCAUAUCCAGCGUUUUGGCCAUGGUGACGGUCUUUUCUAUGAUUCCUGGCUGGGUGCUGAGUGAUAUAAGAGGUACUAAGGGCCUGGAAGCCCAACAAAUGGCCCAGGGGUCCACUCAUCUGCACCGUCGCCUGAAGAGAGGCUGGAUCUGGAAGCAGCUGUUUGUCCCCGAGGAAGAUCCCACUCUGAGAGUUAUUGGCCAGCUGAAGUCUGACUCUGACCGAGGCGAGUUUUCCAUCAAGUACAUACUUUCAGGAGAAGGAGCCGGCGAUGUCUUUGAGAUAGAUGAGUAUUCUGGGGAGAUUCGAACACUGAAAAAGCUCGACCGAGAGGAAAAGGCUUUCUAUGUCCUUCAAGCUCAGGCUAUCAACAGGAGGUCCAAUGAGCCAGAGGAACCCCAGUCUGAGUUCAUCAUCAAGGUGCAGGACAUCAAUGACAAUGUGCCCCAGUUCCAAAAUGAACCGUAUGUGUCCAGCAUUCCUGAGAUGUGUCCAACCGGGACCACAGUGGCCCAGGUGACAGCCACAGAUGCUGAUGAUCCGAUGUUUGGAAACAAUGCCAAGCUCAUCUACUCCAUCCUGCAGGGGGAGCCCUACUUCUCUGUGGAGCCAAAGACAGGGAUUAUUGUAACAUCCUGGCCAAACAUGGACCGCGAGGCCAGAGAGGAGUACCAGGUGGUGGUUCAGGUGAAGGAUAUGCUGGGCAUGAGCGGCGGCCACUCCUCCUCCACCACCGUCACCGUCAGCCUCACUGAUGUCAACGACAACGGGCCCACAUUCCAGCACCACUUGUACACCUUCGCCGUCCCUGAAAGUGCAGCCAUGGGCACCACAGUGGGCAGAAUUAUGGCAGCGGAUGGAGACACUGGCAUCAAUGCCAGAAUGACCUACAGCCUGGAGGAUGACCUGGAGGAGAGCUCAACGUUUAUCAUCCAAACAGACCCGGUGACACAGGAGGGAGUGGUUCUGCUCGCCAAGCCACUGGACUAUGAAACUAAAAGACGUUUCGUCAUGGCAGCAGAGGCCGUCAACGAUCACGUGGAUACCCGCUAUCUGCCUUUGGAGGAGUUCACCGACAGGACGACGCUCAAGAUCGUCGUGGAGGACGUGGAUGAGCCGCCUGUCUUCAUCUCGCCGCAUUAUGAGUGGAAAGUUCCUGAAAAUGCAGCUGUGGGAAGCGUGGUUGGCAGCGUCAGUGCUAGAGACACUGACACAGUCAACAAUCCCAUCAGAUAUUCAAUUGACAAAAGGAGCGAUUCAACAAAGGCUUUCAAAAUAGACCCAAACAAUGGAACCAUAACUGUCGCUAAAGCGUUGGACCGAGAGACUUCAGACUGGCACAAUGUCACCAUUGAAGCCAAAGAAACAAGCUGGUGCAGAUCACGAUUAAAUUGCUCAGCAGUUAGCCUCCAUCAUCAUCAUCAUAGCCUACAACUGAGCCUUUCGCAGAACCAUUUAUCCUCCUCGCUGGUGGUGUUCAUCAAAGUGCUGGACAUAAACGACAACGUGCCAAGGCUUGCGAGAGAUUACCAGCCAUAUAUCUGUGAGGGGACACAGGCGGGAGAACUCAUUCAGCUGCUGAAUGCUGUUGAUCCAGACGACCCUGCGGAGGGACACCACUUCUACUUCUCUAUGGUCCCCGAGAAGCACAUCAAUCCAAACUUCACCAUCCGAGAUAAUCAAGACAACACAGCUGGGAUUGUUGCGCGCAGGAGCACAUUCACCCGUAAGGAUCGAACGCAGUACCUCCUUCCUGUUGUGGUGGCAGACAGUGGAUCUCCGGCUCUCUCCAGCACCACCACCUUAACCAUCAGCGUGUGCAGCUGCCAGCCGGCCGGACACUGUCCCACAGGAGGGGUGGAGGCCCUCGCCCUGUCUAUCGGGGUCAGCCUGCAAACCUUGUUAGGACUCCUGGUCUGCCUGGUCACACUCACAGUGCUGUCGGUUCUAAUGCUGAUGCUGAGGAGACACAGGCGGAAGCAGCAGGAGGGCCUGGAGGUGGAGGUGAAGGAGCUGGAGCUGCCGGAGACGGUGUCACAGAAGGUGCUGUAUUACGGAGAGUUAGGUGGAGGGGGAGCAGACCUGGACUUCUGCCAGCCUGUCGUACCGCUGCGCCCCCACCCCAGGAGGAAGGAGAGGAAACUGAGGAGGGAGGACGUCAGAGCCAGCAUACGGAUGUCCCUCCGAGAGUCGCACCUCAUCGGGCCAGAGGACGAGGUCUUCAGGCAGUUUAUCCUGGACAGGCUGGCGGAGGCAGAUGAGGAUCCCUACGUUCCCCCGUUUGACUGCCUGAGGACCUACGCUUAUGAGGGAUCAGGGUCUCCCACGGGGUCCCUGAGCUCGCUGGAUUCUUUGGAGAUUUUCCCAGAGCAACCAGUUCGUACUCCCAGACCUUACGUGGUAAAACUCACCCCUUGGUACGGCACAGGAGAGGAGGAUACUGUCUUCUAAAAAGGGGGUUUCUUUCUGCAUUGCUGUUCUUUCUGAGACAGUCUGGUUGCAGACUCAACAUCUUUGACGGCCACGCUCACAGACCGCCCCUCUGGGACGCCGUCUCUUUCGUAACUGAAGCGCGGUAGUUUGCUUGACGUUUUGACGUUAAACUUUUUUUCAUAAACAAAGUCUGGCUGUCAAAUUCAUGAAAUAACUCUAUCACAAACAUAACAGACUAAGCAACAUCUCAAGUUUAAUACGGGAUAAAAUUAUGGAUAGACCUGCUCUAGAAGUAGUUACACAAACUUUCACUUUGUUAGCGUUAGCUAAAACUAAAAUAGCUACACUGGCUAUGAAAUUAAUUUUACUACUUCAGCCAUUGAACCGAAGUAAGCUACAUAGCUACAUAGAGAACAUAGAGAUGUAGUUUUAGUAGCUGCUUUGUGAUCUUAGCUUAAGCUAUAUUACUAUAAAUAUGUAGAGAACAUAGCUAUGUAGCUUAUGCAGCUACUUUGUGAUCUUGGCUUUGGCUGCAUUACUGAAUCUAUGUAAAGAACAUAGCUAUGUAGCUUAUAUACUUUCCUUGAGAGCAUACUUUAACUAUGUUACUUGAGCUACGUGGAGAACAUAGCUAUGUAGCUUACGUAGCUGCUUUGAGCACUUUUAUUUAGCUGUGUUAUUUUAUCUAUGUAGAGUACGUAGCUAUGUAGCCUACCCAGCUGCUUUAAGAGCUUAGUUUUAACUACAUUUCUUAAACUAUGUUUAGAAAGCUUACGUAGCUACUUUGUGAUCUUAGCUUUGGCUAAAUCACUUCUAUCACUAUGUAGAGAACAUAGCUACAUAGCUUAUGUAGCUCCUUUGAGAGCUUAGUUUCAGCUACGUUACUUGAUCUACGUGGAGAACCUAGCUUUGUAGCUUACAUAGCUUCACUGAGAGCCUAGAUUUAGCUGUGUUACUUUAGCUAUGUAGAGAACAUAGCUAUAUAGCCUACCCAGCUGCUUUGAGGGCUUAGUUUUAUCUACAUUACUUUAGCAAUGUAGAGAACAUAGCUAUGUAGCUUACAUAACUACUUUUUGCUCUUAGAUUUAGCUACAUUACUUUAGGUACAUAAAGAAUAAAACUUAUGUAGCUGCUUUGAAAGCUUAGUUUUUGCUAGUUUGCUUGCUCUACAAAGAGAUCUUGGCUAUGUAGCUUACGUAGUAACUUUGUGAUCUUAGCUUUAGCUAUAUCACUUUACCUCUGUAAAGUGAUCUUAGCUAUGUAGCUUAUGUUGCUGCUUUAGCUACAAUACUUUAGCUAUGUAGAGAACAUAGCUACAUGGCUUACACGGCUCAUUUAGCUACAUAAGCUUCAUCUGCUGUGUAACAAUGGUUUUAUGGAGGCUUUUUUCCUGUAAGCAGACUGUUCACUAAGCUUUAUUAGACAUUUGUAAUCAGGUUCGGCGGGUCAGGUUUGAACUUGUGGUUACCUUGACCCUUAGCCUAACCCUAAACAGAAGGUUAAUGCAUGUUUAUUAUGAGGCUUUCAGAGUAUUUUCGCUCUGAAAGAGACGCCGUCUCUGAUUAAAGUCUGUGAGAGGGGCUGUCAGAGAUGUAUGGUCUGCAGCCAGACCCUCCUUGUUCUUUCUUGUAGCUGUUUUACCUUCAUUCAGUCUUCAUGCUAAGCUAAGCUAACUGGCAGCAGGCUGUAUCUUCAUAUUUAUUGUACAGACAAAUGAGGGCUAUCAGCGUCUUAAUGCUACUCGGCAAGACGACAGUACAUUCGACAGAGUGCUGAACUAUUCCUUUAACAGUGAAAUCAACAAUGAUAUAAUGUCAUGUAUUCCUUUAAAUGCCAUUUUUACUCUAUUUAAACUAUAAAUAUAUAAUUUUAUUCCAAUUUGCUUAUAACCUUUUGAGCUGAAAGAUUAUUUUUGAA
Molecule: messenger RNA, 4654 nt
Organism: Cheilinus undulatus (humphead wrasse)
Lineage: Eukaryota; Metazoa; Chordata; Actinopteri; Labriformes; Labridae
Gene: cdh19
Product: cadherin 19, type 2
Exons: 13
Coding region: 263-2755 (830 amino acids)
Biological process (GO): adherens junction organization; multicellular organism development; calcium-dependent cell-cell adhesion
Cellular component (GO): catenin complex; plasma membrane; adherens junction
Molecular function (GO): calcium ion binding; cadherin binding
Source: RefSeq, a predicted model, not a curated record